Messenger RNA from Triticum aestivum (bread wheat), 805 nucleotides. Its product is annotated as probable cadmium/zinc-transporting ATPase HMA1, chloroplastic. Lineage: Eukaryota; Viridiplantae; Streptophyta; Magnoliopsida; Poales; Poaceae. The transcript has 3 exons. The coding region runs from base 131 to 805 and encodes 224 amino acids. The record is from RefSeq and is a predicted model, not a curated record.
CACUCUCCACACGACCCGGCACAAAAGCGCCAUGGACCAGUCCUCUUCCUGAGAGAGCCCACCACCACGGCCGCCGCAGCCCGCCUUGCCGGCGCCAUCCCCGGCCGUCUGCUCCGCGACGCCACGCGCAAUGCAGUUCCUCGCGGCUUCAGCCCCCUCGUCCGCCGCGCCGCGGCUCCAGCUCUCCGCCCGCCUCUCGAGGCCCCGUCCCUUCGCGCACCUCCGCCGCCGCUGCGCUCCCCAUCUCCCAUCCAAGCCGCUGCCCCUGGCAUCCGUGUCUCGGGUCCUACUCCCGCGGGCACGGCGCUCCCUGGCCUUCACGCCCCGCGCCCACAGCAACCACCACGGGCACGGGCACGGGCACUGCCAUUGCCACCACGGGGCGAACGUGCAUGGGGGAGGCGGGGGCGCGACGGUCAUGCGGUUGGCGAGGGCGAUCGGGUGGGCCGACGUCGCCGACGCGCUGCGGGAUCACCUGCAGGCCUGCUGCAUCUCCCUCGGUCUCCUCCUGAUCGCCGCCGCCUGCCCACACGUGGCGCCGCUCAACUCCGUCGGGCGUCUGCAGGCCGCGCUCAUCGCCGUCGCCUUCCCUCUUGUCGGGGCAACAAACAAUGAAAACAAACUCUCUACGGCCGCUAUCGGUUCUGUGGAAUAUAUUUCUUCGCUAUACAGAUCAAAUGGUGAAUGUGAGCAGGUACAAGAGGCAAUAAAAAGUUCUGCUUAUGGUCCUGAAUUUGUCCAAGCUGCUCUAUUAAUGGAUAAAAAGAUAUUUCUCUUCAUGUUUGAUGGAAGCAUUCAUGUAUAA